AGAAAGAGAGACUGUCACUGCCAUGGCGACGGCGUGGUGAAGGGCCUUCCAUUAACGCACUUGCUCUACGAAUCCGCUCUCUUUCUCAGGCAAGUCAUAUCCAUUCCUCACCACAGCAAAUUUCCAUUUUCGAUUUAUGCGAACAUGAUUGCAAUUACUCGCACGAAUCUCCUCCGUUUACUCUCAAACCCUAAUUCAUUUCUCUGCAAUUCCCCCAAUUCUCAUUUCUCUCCUUCACUCCACUUUUUCUCAACUCGGAGGAGUAAAACCCUAACCCCCGACCCCCAAAUUUACGAUGUACUCGUGCAAAAGCACUUCUUUUCCCCUGAGCUGGCUUCUCUAGCUGCCUCUCGUUUACCUAAAUUCAGGUGCCCCCAAAAUGCCGAUUCAAUUCUAUCCUUCCUCAAAGCCAACGCCUUCACCGCCGAUCAAAUCGAGCAAGUCGUCUCGUACAACCCUCGGAUUCUAGGGUUUACCACCGAGGGACUUCGAUUGAAAUUCAAGCUAUUCCGAGACUUGGGCCUUUCUCCAGAGGAGGUUGCCAAGUUGAUGACUAGUAAUAAGCCGAUUCUGCAUUCGAGCAUGGAGAAUAAGAUCAUUCCUUCGUUAACUUUGUUAAAGAGCUUGCUUGGAUCCAAUCAGGAUGUGGCCAGGCUUGUAAGGAAGUCUCCCUGGUAUGUCUCAGCUGAUUUGGAGAAGACAUUGAUGCCGAAUGUGGAGAUCUUGAAAAGCUGCGGUAUACCUAUGGAGCGUAUCCUUCACUUGCUCCAUUUUCGGCCGAGAUGUCUAUUGAUGAGGCCGGAUGUUAUGAGGAAAGCUAUAGACAAGGCUGUGGGGUUUGGGGUCUCUCGGAGCUCACUUGCUUUCAUCGAUGCAGUUAAUGUUUUUGCACACACGAGUGAAGGGAUCAUGGAAGUCAAUCGGAAAGUUCUCUUGGAUUUGGGGUUUUCAAGCGAUGAUAUGAUGAAAUUCCUUAAGCAGACACCGUUGCUGUUUUCUUCAUCGAUGGAGAAAACGAAGAGGGUUGUGGAACUUCUGCUUGCUACCGGGAAGUACAGUAUUGCCAAUAUUGUAUCUAACCCGACGGCACUUAUGUGCAGCAUUGAGAAGAGGCUUGUGCCGCGGCUGCAAAUUCUGGAGCUCCUGGAAAGUAGGAAUCUAAUAAAAAAGUGGCCCGGUCUUUCAAGUGUUUCUGCGCUUACGGAUGAUAAGUUUAUUGACACAUUUGUUAGACCUUAUUAUGAUGAGAUUGCAGAAGAAUACAUCAUAAAGAACUUUUUCAAUGGAAAAAAAGAGUUGGAGCUGUAGUUGUAUACUUGCACAGUUAUUGUUUAGAGUUUUUAAUUAAUGUUGUUUGUGGAUGUUUCUUAAGAAUCUGAUUGAAACCUGGCUUAUUCUUUCAAUGGUUAUGAAAUUGUCAACUCUGAGGUUGUUUGAGAAAUUUACUUGCCCGUACUCAAAUUAACUUGGCGAAGUAUGCAUAGAGUAUUUUAAGGGCAAAGAAAGACGGGAGUUUGAUCAGCAUUCGUUAGUGGAAAGACUUGUGAUGUGGAAGAGUCCAUCAAGAUCCGAGGGUAUAACUUCUUCUUGUUCGAGGUUUGAGAUUGGCUACGCUACGCAUACAAGUUCUAGAGGAUGUUUUGUAAAUAUGUUCUGUUUUCCAGAAAGUGUCUGUGACUCUGUGUUGCUUUCUAGAUGUUCAGAAAAAAUGUUAAAUCUUAAUUAACUGAAUGAACAGUUGUGGAGGUGACUGUUUUUGUU
Messenger RNA from Salvia hispanica, 1761 nucleotides. RefSeq lists its product as uncharacterized. Gene Ontology annotation, molecular function: double-stranded DNA binding. The record is from RefSeq and is a predicted model, not a curated record. Gene Ontology annotation, biological process: regulation of DNA-templated transcription. NCBI's taxonomy places the organism in Eukaryota, Viridiplantae, Streptophyta, Magnoliopsida, Lamiales, Lamiaceae.